AGUUAUAAAACACUCGGAGUUUUUCAGUUCAAGAUUGUACACUCGCGAAUGGACCAAAAAUUAGCCAGAUUUAUUGAAAAAGCUCGGAACGAUUCGAGCAACCGCGAAUUCGGCACUGGGAGCGAAUCAAAUGAUUCUUUUUUGAUAGCCCGCUGACGCCAAGGGUGCGAGGAACGUUGUGAAAGCAAUGACAAAUAAAUCAAAGUAUGAAGAGCGUUAUCACGGUUGACCCAGAAUGUGGACGUGGCAAUGCUGGGGGAAAAACAGAUGGCGAAGAUAUCCAGAAGUGCUUAGCAAGUGACGAAGGUUUGUUGAAACAAGAAAAUAUCUUUAAAGCAAGAAUAAAGAGUGCACGCGGAACAAGCAAAGUGUACCUGCCAAUGCGGCUCUUCGAGCGCCCGAGAAAUAUCAUCGCGGACCAUUAUCAGGAACCUCGAUCGCGACUUCUAUAGGACGCUUUGACCAAUGUGGGAGUAUGUGAACGCUCGGAGUGUCUUUGCGAGAAGAAAAUUCAGUGAUAGCUCGGCAACACUCCCGACCGGCAACAACGAUGCGCGGGAAAGCGUCGUUGUAGCCCCGAAUAUCGUAGCGUCGAUUGGGAGGGGAAACGAUCAAAUUGAGUAUUCGCUAAACAAAUCCACUGAAAUUGAAAAGAAUCUCUUAUCGCUGGACCACAAAAAGCAACGCUUCCGCUGAGUGAAGACGUUGUCAACGGCGAGUGUGCUUCGAGUAAGAUGCACAAUCAUUUUCUCAGGGAAUCUGAAACGUGUGUGUUUUACCGAAUAUUUUGAAUAUAUUAUUGAGUUUAUCGAACAAUGAAUUUCAAUGUAUUUACGUGACUAGAUUCGUGGCCUCUGAGAGUGGCUGUUCGAUCGUAUCACCGCUCGUGUUAGCGUACUCAUUAAAGCUUGUUGUACGGUACAAGUGUGCGCGCGAGUGAUAAGAGAAGACGGAAGAAUCCAUAGAGCAUCGAUGAGUCUGGCAGUCAAAUGAACAGUGAGAUAAACGACUAAUAUAAAAUCAGUGAAAUAUCGAGAAAUUAAAGUCUGAAGACGCGGACGAAAGAAUCAAGAGUGCCGCGUUAAUUCUCUUGGCUUCCUGUGGAAAAAGUCAAGCGGUUGCAGCCCCGGCGCGAUAGCCGUGCUUCCAAUGAUCGGAUUCACGCGUGAGUCAACCUCGUAUGAUAUGAUCGCGAGACGUGCUCGAUAGCUGACAAUAAAUCUUCAUUGAAUUACUUCGGAAUAUCUAUUCACAAUACGUAAGUCCAGCGUGAGAUACGUUCGGGUUUGUUCGUAAACAAAUAAACUCGAAAAUACAGGACGCACCUAGCGCAAUAAGAGACUAAAACGAGCGGAGCUCGAAGAGACAUCGAUCAACGGAAAUGAGGGAGAAAAAUGUAACGCAACAAAGUGACCGGAGCUACUUGUGCCUCGUGGCUAUUUAUGCGAUCCACGCGGUCCUAUUGAACGUCGUGUUCCUCCAGCCGAAUUUCGAUAAUGUACAAAGCACUCUGACAAUACCACCGGGAUACGGUACCGACAGUGGUAACCCUGGACUAGUUAUAAAUAUGAGAAAAAACUUGAGUGAAACUGUGAUUAUGAAGAUAGAGCAAUACAAAUAUUUACGAAGUGACGUUAUUGUUUCUCUGGUACGUUCAAACACUACGGGUUAUGUGGGAAGAAGAAAAAUCGAUCCUGUUGAGAACGGGGAUGAUGACUAUACGAUGAAAUUACCAGGGAAUACAAUUUCGCAGUCGAAAUCCAGUGGAUCAGCCUUACAUUUCACAGUAACUUCUAAAACUUCAAGUAUAUUGCGACUACUGAAUCGAGUUAUGAGCGAUGGGAAAUCACUCAUUGAGAGGCUGAGUCCAGCUGCGCUGGGAAUAAUCGCCGGAUGCCUUGUGUUUCUGUUAACAUUUACUGAAAAUGAGUGUGCGUAAAAACAUGCGUAUGGUGAACACAAAUCGACAAUUCUUUAUCGCAGCAAAAUAUGCAUUCAAAGAAAAUCAUCUCCCUCCUUGUCAUGUCAUUAUUUAUAUCAAUUAGAGCUCAUUACUAAAAUAUAAUUAUAAUAAUAAAUAAAAUAAUAGAAUGCAUUUCAAUAUAAUCAUGUCGCAGCAGCCUCUAUAAUUACAGCUUUAAACCAAUGUGUACGUACUUGUAUAUAUAUAAUAUUGGUAGGUUCUCUGAGAAGCUCAUCAUCUUAUUUAUAUUCCAUUGCCAUGGUCAAAUUCGUAAGCCUUAUCAAUGAUUUACUGAGCGAUUACAAAAUCCGCUGGUACUUGAGCUUGGCGGUUGUUGUACUGGUCCCAGAGCAAUCGAUUCCAAGUCUUAUACUUCCUUGCACAAAGUACAUAUUUGACCAUUAACUGAAAAACUGAUGAAACGAUGCUACCAAAAUAUGUACAAGUUACACGAGCGAAGAAAAUUUGAAGACAAUUUCAAGAGUGUAGCGAUGGAAAGAGGGAAGGAAAAUGUGAUGUUUUAAAAUUUUAUAAUGCAAAGUGUAAGAUUCAUUUUUUUAUAACUGGAAAUUUGAUUUUUUAUUCAUAGAAAUUUAUAUUUUUCACUGUGAAAAUUCAAAAUCUUCUGGAUCAUCUUCGCUUUCAUUUUUUCUUGCUCUUAGGAAAAAAUAAAUCGAUUGGCAUUGUUGACAGGUGUUUGUAGAAUUCGUGACAAACUUCCUGGUUAUUUGAUAGCUCAUUGAAUUUUUGGAUAUUCCAAAGGGAAUUCCUUAGAGUAUUGUUCAUUGAAUAGAAAUUUGUAAUUCAGUCUGAUUGUAAAUGACUGCAUAAAUUAAAAAGGUGACUGAUUUAGUUUGAAUUUACAAAUUUUCGCCUGAACGCAUGUGGAGCACCUUUUCCGUCGUGCCUAAUGAAGCGCAUGAAUAUGCAUAAAUUAUUUUUUCAUAGGUUUAUUGAAAAAAAAUGUAUUUAUUGCCAAGCUCAACCUUCUUAACAAGAUUAUUUCGAAAUACGUGCUUAAAGUCGUGUAAUCAACCACGAAACGUAUUGUAUUAUAAAACAGUUGAUUGAGAAUAUAAACACGCAGGAACUCAAUAGCCUGAUGACCUUGUGUAGCUGCUGCAAAGUCAGCUGUAAUUAUCUAAUUUUUAACAAAUAAAUUUUUCUGUCAAAAAAAA
Messenger RNA from Venturia canescens, 3141 nucleotides. RefSeq lists its product as uncharacterized. The record is from RefSeq and is a predicted model, not a curated record. NCBI's taxonomy places the organism in Eukaryota, Metazoa, Arthropoda, Insecta, Hymenoptera, Ichneumonidae. The transcript has 2 exons. Bases 1382 to 1939 code for a protein of 185 amino acids.